GAAAAGGUUACUAGCUGCUUUAUCAGGACAUGCUUCCUUUCUGCAGCGAGGGCUGAGCCAAGCAGAGUGAAAGUUGUCAUUCAUGUUAACCCUCGAGUAACUUAUUGCUGAGUCUCAUUCCACCCUGCCUGCUGUUAAUCCCGAUGUGCCAAGAGCUUGAGCAAAUAAGCUGGACGUUCCCCCGGUUCGUUCUCUGGGAACAGGUCGUUCACCCGGUGCUGUAAACGGGGCCACGAAAGAGGUGUGUGCUUUCCCAGGGGCUGGAGUGAACCUCACCUUGUUGCACUGGCCUUCACACAUGACUCAGGAGCAGAAUGAAUCACAGCUCGCAGCCUACCGAGGGCAGGAGGAGAGGAGAGCUGAGCUGAGCUGGUCGCUGAUGCAGGCUCCGAGGAGACCUCUUCAGAUGGCAGGGCUCUGAGAAGAAAUGAAGCUUCCUCUUGCUGGUGUCUGCACAUUGAAGAAACACCAGUGAAGGUGUGAUCCACCCCAGCUGCACAUACAAACAUGAAGUGCUUCUGGAUAAUCUCAUUUUUCCUGCUGCAAGACACUGGAGCUUUCCUGAUGAAAAAUGCUAAAGUCAAGCUGUGUUUACAAGCCAGCCCAACGAGUGGGAAUGUAUUGCUGGAGGACUGUAACCCAGAGUCACAUUUCCAGGACUGGUCUUGGCAAGGUGAUUCUCUGAUGAAUCGAGGCACAAAGAGCUGCCUCGCUAUGGUGGGGGCCAACAGCCUGCAGACAAGGCUCUGUAGCAGCAUGGGCUACACCAGCUGGGCCUGCUCAGAUUCGCUGCUGUCUCCUCUGGGCAGCAGCCAGGGCUACCUGGUGGCCAGCAGGAAAGGAAUUGCUCUCAGUGAUGUGCGAGGCCUCAAGGCCCAGUGGCAAGAUGUUGAAGACAGGAGCGUGUGUGAGAAGAAAGCAGCCAGGGCAGAGCAAGACCUGUACUUCCUUGCAGCCCUCACCAGUACCCAGGUGUAUGAGCACGCAACGGGCGCCCAGCAGGGGCUGGGGAUGGAUCAGAAGGAGCUGGAGGGGCUGCUCUGGUUCUUCCGCACAGAGGACCCAUCAUCAUGGAAUUACUCCAUCCUUGCACUUUCUUCCAUGGCCAUGAUUUUGGGUCUUGCCCUCCUCACCAUUAACAUUUCACGAAACAGGAAGAGGAAGCUCCUCACGUAUCAAGUAGCACAAACGGCGCCGCAGGCUGAGCUGGAAGCCAAGCAAGCCCUGAUGCCUGUGCAGCAGGAAAACAGCCCAGCUGAGCUGAAGAAACAGGAGUCAGUGCUUCAGGAUCAGAGAUCAGGAGAUGUGGUGGUGCAGUGGAAGGACGGGACCGUUACGUCUCUGUACACAGAGGGGCUUGAGGAUGCCAUAUAACGCAGCUGGAGCCAAACCUGAGGAGUGGCUCAGAACGUCUCAGAUCACAGUGAUGGAAGUAGCCUGGGAAGCAAAAAAGCAAGGGGCAGAGCCGCUCCCACAAACGUGGCCCUGGACUCCAGGCCGAGCAGUGCCUCCCUCAUUUCAGCUCCUGGCUUGCAGGUCAUUGCCCUCUGGGCUCAGCUGUCUCCAGCCCUCUCCUGUGCCAGCUUCACCCCUUCCCUCAGAUGCUGCCUCACUGCAAUUGAGUGGGAGCUGAGCUGAGGCAGAAGGUGGGAGGUGAAGGAGGGGGGGUGGAUUGCUGUGGCCAGCCAGGGAACACAGUGUCCUGUCCCAGCAGAAGAGCCAUGCUGAAGCUGAAGCACUUCUUUUCAGAAAUCAGCUUUAUUAAAAUAUUUUCCAAA
Pogoniulus pusillus (Red-fronted tinkerbird) is the source of this 1778-nucleotide messenger RNA. RefSeq names its product SLC51 subunit beta (gene SLC51B). Lineage: Eukaryota; Metazoa; Chordata; Aves; Piciformes; Lybiidae. Gene Ontology annotation, molecular function: transmembrane transporter activity; protein heterodimerization activity. The transcript is spliced from 6 exons. The record is from RefSeq and is a predicted model, not a curated record. Gene Ontology annotation, biological process: bile acid and bile salt transport. Bases 508 to 1374 code for a protein of 288 amino acids. Gene Ontology annotation, cellular component: plasma membrane.